GACCUUGUUAAGGGAGGGCCUACGUGAAGAACGAAGCGUUCCACCAUUGUUUAUUGCCCUAUCAUGAAUAUGCAAUGAUAUCCGUGACUUUGAACAGCAUUACGAAAUUAGAAAUCUAGGGCUGGACAUAGAAUACCUCGGGAAACUACCAAAAUGGGGAUGGCCAGCCAGAUACCCAACAGACUGCGAAACAUCGGAUUCGGCUUUCGAGCCUUGAAAAAGAACUAUGCUUUAGUCCCUCUUGUGACCAUAAUAAGUUUCGCCUGCCUUAUGGGAACAUCCAUGAUCGUCUACUCACUAGCAACAAAGCCCGACGUAAGAUUCGACAGGAAAAGAAAACACAUCCCUUAUAACCAGGAAAUCCAGGUCGAAGAAAGUAGAAAGUUGAGAGAAGUAAAUCCUGAGAAGUACACGUACGACCCAGAGAUCGUAAAACUACGUGAAGAACUCGGAAAAUAUCAAGCAAAUGUCCACACUAACGAAUUAUAAGUAAUUUUCAAAACAAUAUUUUUGUAAAUACUUCAACGGACAACUUACGAUGUUAUUGCAAUCAAAAUUGGAUGAAGAAAAUAGAAAAAGAAAUGAUUUGAAAUUAGUGGGAUAAUAUUGCUUAGAAAGAUGGAUCGAGUGAACUCUUGGAUCUUUCUAUGCAUAACUGUUCACGAUCAUUGUAAAAACGUGUAUGUUAUUAAAAGUGUGAGAGGACAAAACACAUUUUCGUUUUUGUAAAUACAGUAACUGCAUGUACAUUUUUAAAUGCAAGCAAUAUGCAGUAUACAUAAUGUACAACAAUCCCAUGCUGCCGCUCCAUUGACCUCUAUCCCUGUUGCCGCCAACCACUCAAGGAAUGUAGUCGUGAUGUAAUCUUUGGAAUUAAAGCAUAUCGGCAAUAAAGAACAACAUAUUUGGAGAACAAAUCGAAAGAAAACACUGCAUACUAUGCAAUAUGUAUCAUAUGUGUAUGGUUGUCAAAUGAUGUUUUGAAGUAAUGUGAGUAAAUAAAGUCUUCUAAAAGUCAAAAUAUCAAAUAUUUUCAUUAUGAUAGGAAUCGGUUGACAUUGCAAUGGAGCUGUCUCACUUAAAUACUUU
This is a messenger RNA of Owenia fusiformis, 1089 nucleotides long. Lineage: Eukaryota; Metazoa; Annelida; Polychaeta; Sabellida; Oweniidae. The record is from the annotation of a GenBank genome assembly.